This is a messenger RNA of Saprolegnia parasitica CBS 223.65, 1779 nucleotides long. RefSeq lists its product as hypothetical. The record is from RefSeq and is a predicted model, not a curated record. Lineage: Eukaryota; Oomycota; Saprolegniomycetes; Saprolegniales; Saprolegniaceae. The coding region runs from base 1 to 1779 and encodes 592 amino acids. The transcript has a single exon.
AUGACCGCCACCGAGGUCCGCCACCGCCCGGCGCAUGAGCUCGCGGACGACGAAGAAGAGGCCCUCAUGCUGGAUACCUCUUUAUCCGACAUGCGCGAGGUCGACGGCGCCGAGACAAAGGCGCUGCUGCCCUCGCCGCUCUGCAGCGUCGCCGACACGGACGCCACCUUUGACGAGAGCUCGGACGACGACGAUAGCGCGCUCGAGGCCGGUGCGAUCCAAGCCGACGCGCUCCGCAAGGGCGGGUCGCCCAACCUGUACGCGCGCGAGAACAUUGGGCUGCUCCUCAACUACGCUUGCGUCGGCUUGGUGCUCGGCAUCUUUCCCAGCACCAUCUACCCGUUCAUGAGCUUGUACCUCAACAUGGACGGGUACCAAUCGACGGCCGCGACGGUGCUUGUCGGUCUACCGUGGUCGUUCAAGAUGGUGAUUGGGGUCAUUUCGGACUCGUUUCCGAUUCGCGGGUACCGUCGGCGGCCCUACAUUCUCUUUGGCUGGAGUCUCUGCGUGCUCUUUCUCUUGAUCAUGGCCGUGCUGCCCGUCGGCGCGCCGUACUAUGUGCCCGGCGAGCUCCAGCGCACGACGAAUGCGAGCGCCCGCCUCGUCCUCAACAAGAACGCGCCAAACGAAGGCGCCAAGUACAUCCUCCUCAUGAUGCUCGCGAGCUUUGGCUAUGUGAUUGCCGACGUGGCGUGUGACGCAGUCGUCGUCGAAUUCGCCCAGCGCGAGGCGGCGGCUGUCCGGGGCACGACGCAGACCACUGUGUACAUGGUGCGGUACGCGACGACGACGAUGGCGUCGGCGGUCGUCGGCUUUUGCUUCAACGGGCGCGCCUACGGCGGCAGCUUCAACUGGUCGCUCUCGUUCAACCACAUGAUGCUACUCGCAGCGUGCGGCGCCGCGCUGGGUCUCCCCGCGACGCUGUUUUUCCCCAAGGAAGACAAGGUCGUGGGCGAGCCGUUUUUCGGUCGCUGCAAGACCAUGUGGCUCCUCGCGCAGAAGCGCGCGAUCUGGCAGAUCAUGGCAUUUUCGUUUUUCAACGCGCUGCUCUUUGACUUUGAAGCGACGCCGUCGAACGUGGUCCAGCGCGACUGGGCGCGGGUCCAGCCGCUCAACAGCGCCGCAUUCGUCGUCCUUGCAAACGCACUUUUGACGCUGUCGCUCUACUUGACGAAAACGUACUUUCUGCACGUCGGCUGGCGCCUCCUCAUUCUCGUGACGACGGUCACCAUGGUGCUCCUCGAUGCGACCGUGAGCUUCCUCACCAUCUUUGACGUGGUCCGCAACCAGUGGUUUUACCUCGGCGCGCCGGUCCUCGGCAACAUUCCCCAAGGCGUUCGGUUCGUCGUCUCGGGCUACGUGACCGUCGAAGUCGCCGAAGUCGGCUUUGAGGGCACGACGUACGGUCUCCUGACGACGGUCUCGAACCUCGCGCAACCAUUUGCAUCGAGCUUAUCUAAAAUGGUCGACGGGUACUUUGACGCGUUCCAAGACGACAUUGCCAAGGACACGCCGUACGUGCGUCGCCAAGUCGCCUACACGUUUGUGAUCAUGUACAGUAUCCGCCUCUUGAGCAAUGCGACCUUGGUUCUCUUGCCGCGCCAGAAGGCCGAAGCCCAAGCCCUUCGACGCCAGGGCGGGUCGAGCCGCGUCGCCGCGAUCAUCGCCUUUUCGACAGCGUUUCUAUGUCUUGCAUGGUCCAUCUUGACCAACCUCUUGUCGAUAUUCGAGUCGACAGCGUGCCUCCGUAUCGCUGGCGGCAAGGGCUGUGCCGCCUAG